CAGAUGUUAAAUGUUGAUAGAAAAGAGACAUUUGUGACGUAAUUUAGUACGAAAAAUCAAGUAGCUCUGCACUGACAUACAUUUUAUGUAAGAUUUUCCAAUUCAUUCAAAAACGAGCCAUUAGAAUGUGUAGAUUAGACUCUGACUUGUAAUCAAUAUGACUCAUAAUUUCUUCUGCGGUUGAAGGGAAGUAAACGGUAAGAAUUAUAUAAUAUCAUCACGUCACUAAAUAUCUCCAAACCUUCUUGAAGCUAUGUGUACUUGUAAGAUAACAUUAAUCAAGUAGUAUGUUUGUUUUUAUCAAAUAAGCCUCCAUCAUGAGUACGGACGCAGAGAUGGCCGUUUACGGCCAGGCGGCCAUUUUCCUCCGGAAGCCAGAGAAGGAGAGGAUUGCGGCCCAGAGCGCGCCAUUCGAUGCGAAGGCUGCUGCAUAUGUCACUGAUGUUAAGGAACUGUACGUAAAGUGUACCAUCAAUAAGAGGGAGGGUGGCAAAGUCACCGUCACAGUUUUGGCUACAAAAGAGGAGAAGACAGUCAAGGAGGACAAUAUCACACCCAUGAACCCUCCCAAGUAUGACAAAAUUGAGGACAUGGCCAUGAUGACCCAUCUCAAUGAAGCCUCUGUGUUGUAUAACCUUGCAGAGCGUUAUUCAGCAUGGAUGAUCUAUACCUACUCUGGGCUGUUCUGUGCCACUGUAAACCCCUACAAGUGGCUUCCAGUGUACGACCAGUCGGUUGUCAAUGCCUACAGAGGCAAGAAGCGUAUGGAGGCUCCACCCCACAUCUUCUCUGUCUCUGACAACGCCUUCCAGAACAACUGUGGAGAAUCCGGUGCUGGAAGGACCAAGCGUGUCAUCCAGUACUUUGCUACCAUCUCAGUGGGUGGUGGAGGAGAUAAUAAGAAGGAUGCAGGCGCUGGAAAGAUAAAAGGGUCACUGGAGGACCAGAUUAUUGCAGCCAAUCCCCUGCUGGAGGCCUAUGGUAAUGCCAAGACUGUGAGAAAUGACAACUCCUCCCGUUUUGGUAAAUUCAGCAGAAUUCAUUUCCAUGCAAACGGUAAACUAUCCAGUGCUGACAUUGAGACGUAUCUGCUGGAGAAGUCAAGAGUGACAUUCCAGCUUCCCGAUGAGAGAGGCUAUCACAUCUUCUACCAGAUGAUGACCAACCACAAACCUGAGAUCAUUGGUGAGAUUUUAUAAUAGUAAGAGUGUGAAGAAUGUACUUAAUAUUAAGAUGAAAAGUUUUCCUGAAUUGCCUUUAUCUAUUCGAAUAUGACUUAAU
Molecule: messenger RNA, 1281 nt
Organism: Gadus macrocephalus (Pacific cod)
Lineage: Eukaryota; Metazoa; Chordata; Actinopteri; Gadiformes; Gadidae
Product: myosin-4-like
Exons: 7
Coding region: 318-1199 (293 amino acids)
Biological process (GO): actin filament organization; vesicle transport along actin filament
Cellular component (GO): vesicle; actin cytoskeleton; myosin complex
Molecular function (GO): actin filament binding; ATP binding; microfilament motor activity
Source: RefSeq, a predicted model, not a curated record